Schistosoma intercalatum is the source of this 3638-nucleotide messenger RNA. The record is from the annotation of a GenBank genome assembly. NCBI's taxonomy places the organism in Eukaryota, Metazoa, Platyhelminthes, Trematoda, Strigeidida, Schistosomatidae.
ACAUGGAAUAGGUUGGCGGAUUGCUGGAAGUAUUCUAUGGGUGCAAGAGAUUGUCGUGGUUUUUUCAUAUGGUGUGUCGUGUCGUAGUAUAUCAACCUGUGUCUAUCUCCGCCUAUGUCACAUUCUUUCGAUGCAAUAGAAGGUCGAUAUCAAUCUUUUACGUCCGAACCAUGUGUGCUGGAGAAGCAGAUACAAAUGAAUCAAUUUGGCGUCGGUAACGCUGCCAUUCGCUUAUCUUUUCUUGAAUACUACUGCAAAAAUGAGACUCCUCAUUUUCAAACAGACACAAGUAUCGAUGGCAGCAUAUUUUGCAUUAACGUAGGAAAUGAAAUACGCAUAUAUACACAGGAUCACGCGCAUUCUUCGAACGAGCGCAGAUUCUGUGGUGGUUCUCCAGCCCAUCUUAGAUUCAGAGCACCUUUAACAUCACAUUGCUUUAGACGUGCCACAGACAAAGUAAGAGACUCUCAGUUAUUGAUUGGAUUGGCCAAUGGUGAAAUAAAGUUGAUUGAUCCUCUCAAAGAAGACCCAAACAAAGUUUUCAAUGAAGGGAAGUCUGUCGAUGAAACUCCCGUAACUUGUGUCGGCUGGGUUCCUCAUUCACCUCACCAGUUCUUAGUCAGUCAUUCCAGUGGGUGUAUGUAUUUGUACGAUGAAACACUUGCACAGCUGUCAGCUCCAACAUAUAACCUAUUUAAACAAGGUAUUGGGUUUUCAGUACAUACCUGUAAGACGAAAUCUACAAGAAACCCAUUGUAUCGAUGGUCUUUGGGAAGUCCUAACACAUCAAAGUUGGAUAACACGAAACCACCGUCGAAAACUUCUGACCACGUUAAUGGAUUCGUUGCCAACAAAAUAUGUGAGACGCAAACCGAUUCGUUAAGUUGCGACUCAUCAGCUAUUAGCUCAUUGUUUGAUGAUAAUAAUGUUUCCAUCAAUCAGUUUGCAUUUUCUCCUUGUGGCCGUUUCCUUGCCAUCAUUACAGAAGAUGGUUACAUGAGGGUGAUGGAGUAUCAUGAGAUGGAGCUAUACGGGUUCAUGCGUUCAUACUUUGGUGGUUUACUUUGUGUAGACUGGUCUCCAGAUAGUUUAUUUAUUGUCACUGGGGGACAAGAUGACCUAGUAACGAUUUGGUCAGUUCUAGACAGAGCUGUUAUUUGUCGCUGUCAGGGCCACAAAUCUUGGGUUAGCAUGGUGCGCUUCGAUCCAUAUCUAUGCCCCACUAAUAAUGAUAUUUCUAAUGAUGACUCAGUAUCUGCCUCCUCACGUUCCCACUCACUUACAACGAACCAUGAAGAGUUGGACGAAAGUUCAGUUAUUAGAAAUUCACCUGUUACAGUUUGUGAAAGUAAUGACCUUAGAACUUACCGUCUUGGCUCAGUUGGGCAUGACACUAUGUUGUGUUUAUGGGAUCUGACAGAUGAUAUAAUUCGUCAAGGAGUUGCAUUUAUUCGUUCAGCAAUAAAAAAUUCAGACAACAGCUUCGGGAAUCUUACCUGUGAUACUACUUUUCCUCAUAUAACAAACUCUUCUGUUUUGAAUAUGACGUCUAGUUCUGUUUUGAGCUGUAAUACAUCUACAACUUUACCAUCUCCACAGUCAGGAAAUGGCUCAUCUACUUCUUCAACUGUUUCUUCUCCACAUAUUCACUCCACCCGACCUCCAGUCAAAUUGAGUGAUAGCCGUUUCUUGAAUAAACGCAAGAAUGUUGCCAGUCCCAUACCUUCAUCUGGUCCUUCGUCGAACGGGACAAACAGUAGCGGAUCCGAUAAAUCCAAAUCCAUUUUCCCACUUCGUGGUUUCCACUGGUCAAAUUCAAAUUCAAGUAAUCGAAUUAGUACAAGUGUUCGGUUUCCUCGUCUUGGUAAUUCAGAAAAGUUUAAUGGAUCUGCAACUAAUUCACUUAAAGCUUGUAACCUGAGUCGUUUAAGUGAAGUUAGAUGGAUGUUAUCAAUAGCUGAACAUAAUAUUUUCGGUUCUCCGCUGUGCCCUCGAAUCAGUGAUGUACCUAUACUUGAACCACUUGUAUGUACACGAAUCUUAAAGGAUCGAGUAACUGAUCUUGUCUUUCGUCGUGAUACGAUUCAUAUUGUGGAUCAGCAAGGCUUGUUUUUGGCAUGGCAAAGACCUGUAAGUUAUUUCUUAUGUAAUAAUGUUUAAUUUAUGUGAUUUUAUUUAUAAUUAUCACUCAGCACUUUAGUGAUUGUUUCAACGUCAUAUAUUCUCGCAAUUAUUCAAGACUGACAUGAGUAUAACACAAUAUGGUGUAAUUUGUUCAGUUUGAAUGAGAAAAAAAUAAAUUUAGAAUAUUCUUAAUUCAUUACAGUUCGGUCAAUUCAUUUCAAAAUGAAAUAAAUAUGUGGACAAUUGGUAUAUUUGCUAACCGAUAUCAAUAGAGAUGUUCCGUGAGGUAAAGAAUAUGGAAUUUUUAAUCCAGUUGGCUGAUACACAGCUGAAAUGAUAAAAACCAAAUGCAAUCUAAUAGGUGUAUCGAUUUAACAUAACGCUAUAUUUGAACAAUAUUUAAUAUCAGACUUAUAAAAUCACGUAUAAGUCUUCAGAAAAAUGUAUCAGUUCAAAUAGUAAGUAAUUUACAAAGAAUAAAUCCAUAAAAAUAGGGUGAUAUUGAAACGAAUAAAACCACUAAAUAAACCAUUUAACGGUAAGAAUUAAUUGUGAAUUAGUAUCAACGAGGUUGGAAAUAAUUCAUCAUAGUGGAUAUUGUUGAAGUGCUUAUAGUCAAACUACUGCAUAUCUGUUUGUGUAAAUAUUGAAGAAACUUGUCACUUUUUCAAAUUUCAAUAUAAUUUUAACUAUAUAAUUUGAUAGUACACUACUUUUUCAAUUGACUAAAAUUUAUCAUUUCAUAAUUCGUCAUCUUUAUACAGAUAACAUUCAUGUUAUGUAGACAAUAUUAGUUCAUAUUUAGUAUUCAUAUGUGCUAUCCAUACGCAUUUACUUAUUAUGUGUUAGAAAUAAAUUUUCUAUCAUGUGAAAGGGUCCUUAUUGUUAUUCACCUUGAAAUUUCAGGUUGAAGUGAAAGAAAAUACAUCGAUUAAUCAAAUACCACUAUGUCAUUCAAAUGAUUGGGAUUCAUCUGCCUCAACAUCUAAUAAAGUUUUUCAAUAAUAAAUAAACUUAAAUUGAGUUAUCAUUUAUUGUGUUAUACUGUGAUAUUUGUAUUACCAAUACACACACACAUACACAAAUAUAGGUCAUAAAAUGAUCUUUAUAAUUAUUAAACAUAUAUAUAUUUUCCACAACCAAUCAGUCAAUCCAAAAAAGAACAAAAAAGAAAAUUUCUCCCUGUUGAUGAAACCCAAUUCAUAUUAUUUUCAUUUCUUUUCGCUAAUGUGAAAAAGGGGAUUAAUGUGAUUAUAUUCAUAUUAGUCAAUUGUUUGUAAACAAAAUUAACUAUUUUUGCAUGUGUGUAGAUUAUGAAUAAGAAAAAUUCCACUGGUAUUAUGUAUAAUUAAGAGUAAAGUGAACAAAGAGAAAAACUUACGCAUAAAUUGUAUGAUUAUCUUUCAUAUCCGGUAUUUCCAUUCCUCAUCAUAAUAUAUAUACUACAGUUCGUACUAUUUAUUUGUUCAUCUUAUCCUCAAUUAUCUGGAAAAUGUUACAUGUACACGUACAUA